Messenger RNA from Tribolium castaneum (red flour beetle), 3134 nucleotides. It is a transcript of the gene AlaRS, whose product is annotated as Alanyl-tRNA synthetase. Gene Ontology annotation, molecular function: GTPase activity; aminoacyl-tRNA deacylase activity; translation initiation factor activity. The record is from RefSeq and is a predicted model, not a curated record. Lineage: Eukaryota; Metazoa; Arthropoda; Insecta; Coleoptera; Tenebrionidae. Gene Ontology annotation, cellular component: mitochondrion; cytoplasm. Gene Ontology annotation, biological process: alanyl-tRNA aminoacylation; translational initiation. The transcript has 5 exons. Bases 152 to 3049 code for a protein of 965 amino acids.
AACCUCACAACAGCCAAAAGUCGUGCCCAUGUGGUGUUGACUGAAUUGUCAAUUUUGUGCAUUUUAAAAAAAUUACACAAGAUCGUGCAACAUUGUGUUGUUUUGAUCAAACUCAGUUCAAAGUUCGUGCGUGUUUUGGUCACCUUGCAGUAUGGAUAUUUCAAUGAGCGCUAAAGACGUCCGCAAUGCGUACAUUAAUUUUUUCAAAGAGAAAAACCACGAUUACGUCCAUUCCUCGUCUACAAUUCCCUUAGACGACCCAACUCUACUGUUUACCAACGCCGGUAUGAAUCAAUUCAAGCCGAUUUUUUUGGGGACUGUUGACCCCAACAGCGACUUGGCGAAACUGACACGUGCCGUCAACUCGCAAAAAUGCAUCCGUGCCGGCGGUAAACACAACGAUUUGGAUGAUGUUGGUAAAGACGUUUACCACCACACUUUUUUCGAAAUGAUGGGCAACUGGUCGUUUGGUGACUACUUCAAGAAGGAGAUUUGUGCCUGGGCUUGGGAGUUCCUCACCAAACGGCUCCACCUACCUGGGGACCGCCUCUACGUCACGUAUUUCGGGGGCGAUAAAGCUGCCGGUCUAGAGCCCGACAAUGAGUGCAAACAGAUUUGGCUGGGUUUGGGAGUCCCCGAAUCGCACGUCCUCCCGGGCAGCAUGAAAGACAACUUUUGGGAGAUGGGCGAAACGGGGCCCUGUGGCCCCUGCUCCGAGCUCCAUUUCGAUAGAAUUGGGGGGCGCGACGUCCCAGAACUCGUCAACCAAGACGAUCCUGACGUUUUGGAAAUUUGGAAUUUAGUUUUCAUCCAAUACAACCGGGAAUCAGACGGUAGUUUGAAAUUUUUGCCCAAAAAACACAUCGAUUGUGGCCUGGGGUUGGAACGCUUAGUGUCAAUAAUGCAAAAUAAGAGGUCAAACUACGACACCGACCUGUUCCUGCCCCUGUUUGACGCGAUUCAGAAAGGGACAGGGGCUCCCCCCUAUGGCGGGAAAAUCGGAGAUGCCGAUAAAGACGGCAUCGAUAUGGCCUACCGGGUUUUGGCUGACCAUGCCCGAACUAUUACGAUCGCACUGUCGGACGGGGGAAACCCUGACAAUACCGGCCGAGGUUACGUAUUGAGGCGCAUUUUGCGACGUGCCGUUCGAUACGCAACGGAAAAAUUGAACGCCAAACCUGGAUUUUUUUCAACUCUUGUUAAUACAGUUGUUGAGAUUUUGGGCGAUACUUUCCCCGAAGUUUGCAAAGACCCACAAAGCAUUAUUGAUACAAUCAAUGAAGAAGAAGAGCAAUUUUUGAAGACUUUAUCGCGUGGAAGAAAUUUGCUCAACAGAACUAUUACCAAAUUGGGUGACUCCAAAACUCUACCAGGGGAUGUGGCUUGGAGGUUGUAUGACACUUACGGCUUUCCGGUUGAUUUGACUCAACUCAUGGCGGAGGAAAAGGGGUUAAAUGUCGAUAUGGCCGUGUAUGAGGAGUCGAAAAAACUAGCACAGAUUGCCUCACAGGGCAAAGGCUCGGGGGUGGAGGACACCAUCAACCUCGAUGUGCACGCCAUCACCGAGCUUCAAAAUCUUGGGGUUCCCCCGACUGACGACGCCCCCAAAUACAACUACAUUGCUGGUAGUGGCAUUAACGAGGAGUACAAAUUCGAGUUGUGCCACAGCACUGUGAUAGCCCUCCGCCACAACAAGCAAUUCGUCGAGCAGGUCCACACAGGCCAGGAGUGUGGUAUUCUCCUCGACAAAACAAACUUCUAUGCUGAGCAAGGGGGCCAAAUAUACGACACCGGUUACAUUGUGAAAAUUGGCGACGAGAGCGUGGAAUUUUCGGUGAAAAAUGUGCAAGUUCGUGGGGGGUAUGUCAUCCACAUUGGGAGUCUCGAAGGCACGCUUAAGAAAGGCGAUAAGGUGGCUUUACACGUUGAUUCGGCUCGCAGACGCUUGAUUAUGAAUAAUCACACGGGGACGCAUGUUUUGAAUUACGCCCUGCGGAAGGUUCUAGGCACUGAGGCCGAUCAAAGGGGGUCUUUAGUCGCCCCGGAUCGAUUAAGGUUCGAUUUUACAAAUAAGGGGGCCAUGACUGUCGAUCAGGUCAAAAACACUGAACUCAAUUCUAAAGAAUUGAUCUCGCGGAAUGAUCAAGUGUUUGCGAAAGAGUCGAAUUUGGCCGUGGCUAAGACCAUAAGGGGGCUGCGUGCGGUGUUUGAGGAAACGUAUCCAGACCCUGUUAGAAUAGUCUCGAUUGGUAUUCCGGUGGAGAAGUUGGAGGUGGAUCCGUUUGGCCCAGCUGGGGACAACACCUCAAUUGAGUUUUGUGGCGGCACUCAUUUGAAAUAUUCGGGCCAUAUUGGCGAUUUUGUCAUUGCAAGUGAGGAGGCUAUAGCUAAGGGGAUUCGCAGGAUUGUGGCCCUCACAGGUCCGGAGGCCACUAAAGCGUUAAAACGCACCGAAUAUCUCGAGAAUUGCCUCAAUGAUAUUAAAUUCCUAGUCGAGACUGACAAAAACGGGGAAAAGUCCAAAGAACUGGUCAAAAAAAUCGUGCAAUUGACGGAGGAAGUCUCGCACGCUGUUAUCCCCUACUGGAAGAAGGAGGAAAUAAGGAACGCACUCAAAACCUUGAAAAAGAAUUUGGACGAUAAAGAACGCGCAGCAAAGGCUGCGGUUGCAAAUCAAGUUGUGGAUCAAAUCAAAGAGUUUGUUAAAGCCAACCCGAAUUUGCCGAUUUUGGUUAAGGAGUUGAAGGCGUUUUCCAACACUAAAGCUCUCGAUACGGCUUUGAAGCAGGUGAGGAGUUUGAGUCCGUCCACGUCGGCACUGUUUGUUACUGUUGAUCCGGAUUCGAAUAAAAUGUUUUGUUUGGCGUCUGUGUCGAAGGAAGGAGUUGAUAAAGGUUUAAAAGCCAAUGAGUGGGUUCAAGCUGUUGCCAGUAAAUUGGGAGGAAAAGGGGGCGGGAAAGCUGAUUCGGCCCAAGCGUCGGGAAGUAAUAGUGUGGCUGUUGAGGAAAUUUUGCAACUUGCUAAACAAUUCGCAGAAUCGAGGAUUUAAUUUUUGCCAUAUUUUUAACCACAAUAAGAAGGGCUUGAUCGGUUUAAAUUAUUCCACUUUUUAUUAAAAUAAAUAUUUACAAGUC